UCGGCCCAUUCGAUUUCGCUCGCGCCACCAGCCAUGCUGACCCGAUUGCUCGCCCGUUCGAAGCCGCUGCGCACUGUUGCCGCGUCUGCCCGCUGCCUGUCCACUGCCUCACACGAUGAUUUCAAGCCCAAGUACCACGCCGCGCCGUCCAGCGACAAGGAUGAUGUGCUCAAGUUGAUUGAAAGCCAUGUCAAGACAUACCCGGUGAUGUUGUAUAUGAAGGGCUCGCCGACGUCUCCGCAAUGCGGUUUCUCGCGCCAAGUCGUUCAAAUCUUGCAUGCGCAAGGUGUGAGCUUCGACAGCGUGAACGUGCUGGACCACGAAGAAAUCCGUGAAGGCGUCAAGGAAUACUCGCAAUGGCCAACGAUUCCGCAGCUCUUUGUCAAGGGCGAAUUCAUCGGUGGGUGCGACAUCGUGACCGACAUGCAUAAGUCGGGCGAACUGGAAGAGCUCCUCAAGACCGCUGUCAAGGCGUAAAGCACCACGACACCAGCCUGCCGAUCGACGUGGACCAUAGAAGGACCAGAAAACCUGUGUCCGAUAACGUCGGGACUUUAUUACUCCA
Molecule: messenger RNA, 565 nt
Organism: Aphanomyces invadans
Lineage: Eukaryota; Oomycota; Saprolegniomycetes; Saprolegniales; Verrucalvaceae
Product: Grx4 family monothiol glutaredoxin
Exons: 2
Coding region: 34-477 (147 amino acids)
Source: RefSeq, a predicted model, not a curated record